Messenger RNA from Salvelinus namaycush (lake trout), 1516 nucleotides. It is a transcript of the gene znf593, whose product is annotated as zinc finger protein 593. Gene Ontology annotation, molecular function: zinc ion binding; nucleic acid binding. The record is from RefSeq and is a predicted model, not a curated record. Bases 163 to 552 code for a protein of 129 amino acids. NCBI's taxonomy places the organism in Eukaryota, Metazoa, Chordata, Actinopteri, Salmoniformes, Salmonidae. The transcript is spliced from 4 exons.
ACAAACACGUGUGAAAGAUUCUAGCAAGCUAGUUAGCCAAGCUAAAAAACGAACAGCACGGUUUUGUGGAAAAAAAUUAUCGACAGGGUGAGUUUAAUACUGUGUUAUGACAACAGAAAGGUCUUGCAAUCAUUUUUAACUAAGGUAUCAUCUAGCACCACCAUGGGGAAAUCCAAACAGAUCGGAAACCACAACAGUACCAGGAAGAAGAGUAUUGGCAAGACAUGGAAGACAAAGAAUUAUAAGAAGCACUUGGACGAAAUCCAUGCAGACAUGAAGCCCUCAGCUGCAGCCAAGUUGCUCAAACAGGAGGUGGACUAUGAUGUCACUGGCAGUGCCCAGCACUACUGUUUACAUUGCGCACGAUAUUUUAUUGACGUGAAAGCCCUGAAGGACCACUUUAAAACCAAAGUGCACAAGAAACGGAUUAAGCUGUUGAAGGAUGAACCCUACACUCAGGCAGAAGCAGAUAGAGCUGCAGGUAUGGGUUCUUAUAUACCUCACAAAACCGUAGAGGUGAAAACACAAGAGGUGGAAGAGAAGAUGGACUGAAUGUGGACUGCCGUUCUUUAAGAACGUCUUACUUUUUGGUGACUCUGAACUAUGGACAUUGCUUUACAUAAAUGCAUUACCCAUAUAUAUAUAUAUAUAUAUAUAUGUACAUGCACCUGUAGAUAUGUAAUGUCUGUGGCGCAAAAUGUGAACUUGUUGACAGAAACAAUAAUAAACUAAAAGGAAAUGGAGUUUCUGUUUUAGACAUUUUUCUUUUCUUUUGUGUUAUUGACUGUACGUUUUGUUUUUGUGUAACUCUGUUGUCUUUGUCGCACUGCUUUGCUUUAUCUUGGCCAAGUCGCAGUUGUAAAUGAGAACUUGUUCUCAACUGGCCUACCUGGUUAAAUAAAGGUGAAAAAAAUAAUAAUUUACAAAAUAAUUUGUCAUUCUGGCAGCAGGCUUGAGACAAUCUAGUGACAAAUGCAAAAUGUUUAUACAGUCUGUAUUAAAUGCCUGUGCAACCCGUAAAACAUUAAAUAUAGCUCUGAAUUUAGAAUACACUGUAUAGACCAACUCAAUAAAUUGCUUGAGCUUGUCAUUUGAGAUGAAAUGCUACUGUAAAGCAGUUUGUGCUCCUAUAAUUCACUGUUACCCUUAAAUCCAAUUAUAGUACCAUUCCGUCAGUGUUUAGGAAGUAUUUUUGUUAACACUUUCAUGGAUUUUACAAUGUGUUGUCAUGGAGGUUUCAACUUAUUGAGCAGUUGCGUUCUGUUUAUUAUUGGCACCAAUGUCAGAAAUGUAUUUGUAGCAGCAAGAAGCCACAGAUGUUUUGGGACAAGCACAUCCAAUACGGAAAGCCGUUUUAACAUAAAUUCAUAGAAUUUUUUGAUAUCAAUAAUUGUAUUAUGUACAUUUUGUUGAUUUAAAGGAAUUCUCUAUAUAUACACACCACUGUUCAAAAGUUUGGGGUCACUUAAAAAUGUUUUUGAAAGAAAAAUCCCUUUUUUGUCCAUUAAAAUAACAU